Molecule: messenger RNA, 438 nt
Organism: Meyerozyma guilliermondii ATCC 6260
Lineage: Eukaryota; Fungi; Ascomycota; Pichiomycetes; Serinales; Debaryomycetaceae
Product: RNA-binding protein
Exons: 1
Coding region: 1-438 (145 amino acids)
Biological process (GO): tRNA 5'-leader removal
Cellular component (GO): ribonuclease P complex
Molecular function (GO): ribonuclease P RNA binding
Source: RefSeq, a predicted model, not a curated record
AUGGUACGCAUUAAACAGCGAUAUAUACUCUUCGACAUUCUCUCUCCACCUUCUAGUGAUCACUGGGAAGCAUAUUCCGAGUCCCGAGACUCUGCUUUGUUACAUCUUCAUCAAGUCUCGUCCAAUGAAAUUUCUGCCAAACACUUGUUACAAGUAAUACGACAGGUGCUACAGGACCAUUAUGGAGAUUUUGGAGCUGGUUCUGCGGGAAUACUGCUUGUAGUAAAGUAUUUCAGCCCGAAAACUUCCACUGGUAUCAUACGAUGUGGGCGACAGCAUCUAGAUAUGAUUGUAGCAGUACUAGCGCUUAUCAAUCGUUUAGGAGACAAAGAGGUGAUAAUGAGGUGUAUUCAUGUCAGUGGAACUAUCAAGAAGUGUGAAAAUGUAUCUAUAAAGAGAGACAGAGAGGAUAUUAUACGAAUGCAGCGAAGGAGAUGA